AUGCUCAAUGCUUUACGUGGGAUAGUUCGGGGCAAACCCAAGGAUCAUGUGAUCAACAGGUAUACCAAGGAUUUGGCAGCUAUAACCACUACAAUACAUGACCUUCAGAGAGGGCUAACACGCAACGAUGAUUUAUUAAAGUUAUGGCAGAGGGGACUUAUCUUUUAUGGUUCUACCAUCAUAGUGAUCGGACUAGGGAUCGUCUAUGCCAAGUUUUUUGAUAUAAAAGCGGUGGUGAUUUCUUUGGUUUUGUCUUUAUUUGUCAUGUUGGUAUUAAAACGGGCAUUGACACAGUUAUUUCAAUACCAACGUAGCCGCAUCAUUAACAAACUGAAUAAAGCUAGGGUGUUACACCAAGAAAAACUAGAGGAGUUAAAGAAGGAGACCAAUUUCUACUCUACAAAUUCUUUGAUUCAAAGAUUUUCUUCUGGACAGAAUCAGGCGGAGGAUGCGUUGACUUUAAUGGAUGAAGAGGUUAAGUCAAAGUACGAAGAAUUGCGUGGAUUACAGAAGGAACUAAAGAAGCUGAAGACCCAGGUUAAGGGUAAGUCUGCGAAAGAAACAAAGGAACAAACAGAUAAAUGGUUUGAUAAGGUACUUGGGGUGUUAGCCGGUGAUGAUAUAUCUACAGAAAACAGGGUUGUUCCACUCAUUUGUAAAAAGUGCGAACAGCAUACGGGAUGCUACAUAUUACAAAAUACUUCAUGGAAGUACGUUUGUCCAAAUUGUGGCUGGCUUUCUGAAAAGGUCGAGGAUGAACCACCAGCUACUGAGAGCCAAAAGGCACCAAAAGAUCAGAAACCCAAAAAGGAACCCCUAGCAGAUAAAGGUGCAAAAGACCAUGUUUCCUCCAAAAAAGGAUAA
Molecule: messenger RNA, 864 nt
Organism: Eremothecium cymbalariae DBVPG#7215
Lineage: Eukaryota; Fungi; Ascomycota; Saccharomycetes; Saccharomycetales; Saccharomycetaceae
Gene: LNP1
Product: Lnp1p
Exons: 1
Coding region: 1-864 (287 amino acids)
Biological process (GO): endoplasmic reticulum tubular network organization
Cellular component (GO): endoplasmic reticulum tubular network
Source: RefSeq, a predicted model, not a curated record